Nicotiana tabacum (common tobacco) is the source of this 2211-nucleotide messenger RNA. RefSeq names its product beta-glucuronosyltransferase GlcAT14A-like. Gene Ontology annotation, molecular function: glucuronosyltransferase activity. Lineage: Eukaryota; Viridiplantae; Streptophyta; Magnoliopsida; Solanales; Solanaceae. The record is from RefSeq and is a predicted model, not a curated record. Gene Ontology annotation, cellular component: membrane.
UUCUGAUCUUACUCUUUUCUUUGUUUCUCUUCUUCUUUUUAAACUUAUAUACCCACCUGCUUCAAACCCUAAUCCUAAAUCAGGAAAAUUUCCACAAUUUCCAGUUUUUUCCAUAUCAGAAAAAUACUCUUGAGAGUAAUUUUUUUCAUGAUAUAUACCAUUUUGACAGUGAAUUUGUCAGAAAAGUUUCUUGAUUUGAGUGAAAUAUUUUCACUGUAUCAAAGAUCUCAAAAAACUCAUUUUUUUUGAGAUAAAAUUCUUGAUUUUGAGGAAAUUUAUUACUAUUUCUUAAGGGGAUCUCAAAAGAACCCAUUUUUAUCUAAAGAUUCAUAAACCCAAUAAUACCAAGAAAUCGUUUUUUUCACAAAAAAAUCCAACCCCAGAUCAGAAUUUUGGAAAAAGUUUCAAUCUUGAAAAUUUUCCAAUUUUUUUUCCUCAUGCUAUAAGAUGGGAGCUGAGAAAAAAUGGCUAUAUGCACUGUUUUGUGCAGCCUUUGUAUCAUUUCUCAUAUUCUUGUCGUCAAUUUCAGGUUUUAGCUCAUCUUAUUAUGCAUUUUCAUUGCACAGGAGAUUUGCUACUCCUGUGCAUCACGGGCCGGGUCAUCCCCCGGCCUUUGGAUACUAUAUUUCAGGUGGAAGAGGUGAUAGUGAUAGGAUUUUUAGGCUUUUAUUAGCUGUGUAUCAUCCUAGGAAUAGGUACUUGUUGCACAUUGGUCUAGAUGGGAGUGAAGAGGAAAGGCGAAAGCUCGGGAUGUUAGUGAAAUCUGUGCCUGUAAUUCAGGCUUUUGGGAAUGUAGAUGUAGUUGGAAAGCCUGAUCCAGUUACUUAUAUGGGUUCAACUAAUAUAGCAGCAAUGCUUAGGGCGGUCGCGAUUUUGUUGAAGAUGGAUGGUGGAUGGGAUUGGUUUGUUAAUCUAAGUGCCUCUGAUUAUCCUUUGAUUACUCAAGAUGACUUAUCUCAUGUCCUCUCAUCUGUUAGUAGAGACCUAAAUUUCAUUGAUCACACCAGCGACCUUGGAUGGAAAGAGGGUCAACGUAUAAAGCCCAUUGUAGUUGAUCCAGGGCUUUACCUAGCACGGAAGACGCAAAUUUUUUAUGCGACCGAAAAGCGGCCGUUGCCUGAGGCUUUCCAAGUUUUUACUGGCUCUCCUUGGGUUAUCUUGAGCCGACCAUUUCUCGAGUUCUGUGUUUUUGGAUGGGACAACCUUCCAAGAACCCUUCUAAUGUAUUUUACUAAUGCAGUAUUGUCACAAGAAGUUUAUUUCCAUUCCGUUGUUUGCAAUUCACCGGAGUUUAAGAAUACGACAGUUAAUAGUGACAUGAGAUAUAUGGUGUGGGAUAAUCCCCCUAAGAUGGAGCCCCUCUUCCUUAACACUUCAGAUUACGAUCUUAUGGCGCAAAGUGGAGCUGCAUUUGCUAGACAGUUUAAUAACGACGAGGCGGUACUUGACAUGAUUGAUCAGAAUAUCCUUAAACGUAGCCAUAAUAGAGUCACCCCAGGCGCGUGGUGCACUGGUCGAAAGAGUUGGAGGAUGGAUCCUUGUUCGCGAUGGGGUGAUGUCAACAUUUUAAAGCCUGGACCUCAAGUGAAAAACUUAGAGGAUUCUGUACAAAGACUGCUUCAAGAUUUAAGCUCACAAUCAAAUCAAUGUAGAUGACGAGCAAAAGUACGACUUGAAUGUCCAUUAUCUCUACUGGCUCUGAGUGAUGACCAGGUUUGCGUACUUUCAGCUUAGAUGCAUUUUUGGUUGACAUUCUUUUUUGGGAGAUUCGUUCUAGUUAUCGGCUUCUUUAGUGUUCACUUUGAGAUUGCAAGUUGAAAAAGCAUUGACAUUGGGCUGUGGCAUUCAUACGAAUUAGUUGUAGAGCCACCAUAUACGGUCUCCCAGCGCAAUAAGAGGAAUCUCCCACUGUACCACAUUUAUAGUUUUCAUUUUUUAAGGCAUUAAUGAGUAUUCACAUUUUCUAGUACAUGUACGCCGUUUGAGGUUUAUCAUUACUUGACAUUGUGUUAUAUGCAGUCUAAUUAGAUCCAUUGAGGUUUAUGUGAACCAAGUCAUCGUACAUUUUCGUCGUUUUCAGGUUGGUAGCUAUGCUUUGUUCUAUAGAAGUCUGGUAAAAUGCUAUCUAAAGUAACUAUUUUUGGAUGUUUGAGCGAUUCGUUUGGUCUUUUCUUUUUGUGGGUUAUAGAUGAUCUAAUCCUUUUUUGUGUA